Messenger RNA from Ctenocephalides felis (cat flea), 1358 nucleotides. RefSeq names its product adenylyl cyclase-associated protein 1-like. Gene Ontology annotation, molecular function: adenylate cyclase binding; actin binding. Gene Ontology annotation, biological process: cytoskeleton organization; cell morphogenesis; regulation of adenylate cyclase activity. Gene Ontology annotation, cellular component: cytoplasm. Bases 32 to 1303 code for a protein of 423 amino acids. The record is from RefSeq and is a predicted model, not a curated record. The transcript is spliced from 11 exons. NCBI's taxonomy places the organism in Eukaryota, Metazoa, Arthropoda, Insecta, Siphonaptera, Pulicidae.
CAGCGCUUGAUCCAAGAAAAGCCUUCCAAAAAUGAGUGUCGCUCGCUAUGAAGAUAUUGUUGCAGGCCCUUUGGCCAAAUUUUUGAGCCUUUCAAAAAGUAUUGGCGGAGAUGUUGCGCAGCAAACUGUUUUUGUGGAGAAUGCCUUCAAGGCACAAUUAGCGUUUAUCACAACUGCAAGCACUGCAUCACAACCUGCUCCUGAUGUCUUACAACAACUAUUGCAACCGACCAGCCAACAGAUAUUAGCGGCUCAAGAAUUUCGAGAAAAGCAUCGUUCAUCGAACUUCGUGAAUCAUUUAGCGGCGAUUAGCGAGAGCAUUGUCGCACUCGGAUGGGUUUGCAUUUCGCCUACACCUGCUGUGCAUGUGAAAGAAAUGCAUGAUGCUGGACGUUUUUACACUGACCGUGUCUUGAAAGAGAAAAAAGGACUUACUGACAAAUCUAGUGAAGAUCAUAGGGAAUGGGUCAGAACGUGGUUGGAAGUAUUAGAAGAAUUAAGGAAAUAUGUAAAGGACAUUCAUACCACCGGAUUAGUAUGGGGAGGAAAGAAAGGCGCAGCUGGUCCUCUUCCUCCACCACCACCACCACCCGCAGAUGUAUUUUCUCCACUCCCUGACAUUGACGAUGGCAAAGAUCGUAGUGCUUUGUUUGCUGAAAUAAAUCAAGGAGAAGGCAUAACUAGAUCAUUGAAGAAAGUCACUUCUGAUAUGCAAACACACAAAAAUCCGACACUACGCCAAGGCCCUACUCCAUUCGUUAAAGCUAAUAUGUCAGAAAAACCAUCAAUUACUAAAGUUGCUAUAAAAGAAAGUGAACCAGUAUUCAAAAGGGACGGCAAGAAAUGGAUUAUUGAACACCAAAAAAAUAACUCAACACUCAAAGUCCAAGAUGUCGAAAUGAACAAUGUUGUGUAUAUGUUCAAAUGUGAAAACUCUACGCUGGUAGUUAAUGGAAAAUUGAACUCGAUUGUGAUGGAUUCUUGCAAGAAGUGCUCCCUGGUCUUUGAUAGUGUUGUAUCGAGUUGCGAAUUUGUUAAUUGCCAAAGUGUAAAGAUGCAGGUUCUAGGAACAGUUCCGACAAUAUCUAUUGACAAAACUGAUGGUUGCCAAAUGUUCCUGGGAUCUCAAUCUGCAGACACUGUGCAGAUUGUCAGUGCAAAAUCCAGUGAGAUGAAUGUUGUUCUUCUAGAUCAUGUUUCAGAUCGAGAUGGAGACAUGGUUGAGCUUCCAAUUCCUGAACAAUUCAUUACGCUGAUAUCCGGAAAAACUUUAAAAACAACGCCAAUCGAAAAUCGCGGUUGACUAUCGUAAAAAUAACUAUUUAUAUAUGAUUCGCCACAUGAGAAUAUUGUGAGCG